This is a messenger RNA of Monodelphis domestica (gray short-tailed opossum), 4141 nucleotides long. RefSeq names its product protein FAM163A. NCBI's taxonomy places the organism in Eukaryota, Metazoa, Chordata, Mammalia, Didelphimorphia, Didelphidae. The record is from RefSeq and is a predicted model, not a curated record.
GGAUUCAGCCCUGGCAGUUGAUUGCAGGUCUCACUUGUCCCCCAGAGGACACCGGCUGGACUUUGCUCUCCUUUCCCCGCCCCCAGGCCGCGAAGCUGCUUCUCCUUCUUCAUUCGGCUGACAAGCCGAGCCUGGGAAGGUGGGUGGGUGUGCCGGGGAAGAGAAAGAAGCCCCUUAGUCUCCUGGCUACCUGUGCCCUACCCACCCCCCACCCCCAAUCUUUGAGCUUUGCAGCUCUGCUCUGGACGACCCAAAACCAAAGCCCGUGCUCCGGUCCGCUGGAGGAGAUGCAGCAACACCGACAGCAGUGUGUUCAAGUUUUACGGAAUAGCCAGAGUUUGAUGGAGAAUCGUGCGGAUGACAGCGGGAACAGUUGUCAUCACCGGUGGAAUUCUAGCAACUGUGAUCUUACUCUGCAUCAUUGCUGUCCUAUGCUACUGUAGGCUCCAGUACUACUGCUGUAAGAAAGAUGACUCUGAUGACGACGAGGAAGAGGAAGAAGGACACGAUCGCUCUGCUCCAUCAAGAUUUUCCACCUGCAAUUCCUGCAACUCCCAAGUCCUGGAUGGACAGGGUGACCUGGCACCCCUCCCCAGUGAGCCCUCCGACCAGCAUCGAGGUGCUCAGAGCCACUGCCCCAGUUGUGCCCCCUACAGCUCCCCCUUUUAUAUUCGGACAGCUGACAUGGUCCCCAAUGGUGGGGAGAGGCUCACUUACACUCCCACCUGCUACAAGGAGUUGGGGCCCCCACCCCUCAAUAUGUCAUCGCUCCAGAGUUUCCCGGUGACCCGAUCAGGCCUUGGACGUGAGGCCUUUACCAAUCCAAGGGCUAUUAGUACAGAAGUAUAACCCUACCCACCCACUCCCCCUGCUGCCCCAUUUGGAGCAAAGCAAGGCAGUGAGAAGCCCCUGCCCCGUGGAUGGUAUAUUUUCAUAGGUUUUCUUGAUAGAGAAUAUACGAUUCUCUGGGAUGUGUCAAUGGGUAAGGUGAGAACCAAUGUGAUGCUGACACUGAGUCAACUGACCACUGAAAGGACAUUGCAGCAGGAGGAGAGAGGGGGACAGGGAGACCCCCUUCACCUGAUGGGAAACGUUUGCGACUCAUCACAACUUUAAUUACCAUGCCACUUUUAUCAACUGGUGGGCCUUCUUCACCAGGGCUAUGUGCAAAACAAAUACACCCAUGGUUAUCCCAGCUCUCACUAAGACUUUGCAGAAUCCAGAGUAAGGGCAUAUCCAGGUAAGCUGCACUAAAACCCUGGAGCCCUCAGCAAGUCCUUGUUAGAAGACCAGAGCACACUCAGAAGAUAGGGGCUAAGGAAUUCUGGGACCUUGGAUCUGGCAGGGGAAAGAGGGGAAGGUAUACUUUGUGGGGGAAACAAAGGUAAAAGUCAAUUUAUAGUCUGAUCAUUUUGUAAUCCUGGUUUAGUAAUCAUUGUCGAGACUGAGUACUUCUAACACUUAAAGUUGAAUAGGAAGCCCUGUGACUUGUUCCUUUAUAGCAGACACAUAGACGUCACACACAAAUAAACUACCCCAUCACCCCUCCAUGGGCUACAGGUGACAUUGACCUCUUCUUGGGGGAAGAGACUUAAAGAGGGGAUUGGAUCAUGCCAAACUAUUUUUUAAUAAAAACCCUGCCUUGAUUUGGAGACCUAGUGAUGGCAGAGCUUUAUUAAAAAGCUGAGUCAUGUCUUAGAACAUGGAGGAUUUUUUUUCUUUUUUGGUCAUUGCACACAGAAGCCUUAUAGCCUUUCUUCCCUUUCUGGUGAAUCAACAUACCUUCCAACCUUGUUUGUUUUUUUUUUGGUUGUGUCUUUUUUUGUGUGUCUCUGUACCUCCAUCUCUCCAUCUGCCAAUUCACUGGGUCUGUGGCUACCCAUCAGGAGGUGUGUCUGCUUGCCUUUUUCUGUGAAUGUCUCUAUAUUUUUGUCUCCUUGUCUGCCAAUUAUUUCUGCUUGCCUCUGUCAAGGUCUCUGUCUGACUGUGUGUGUGACUGUCUGUGUUAGUGUGUGUGUCUCUCUAUCCACCACCCCUCUCAUCUCUCUCCAUCUCUUUCCCUUUCUUCCAUUCAGUUCUGUUCAGAAUUUAAUUGGCUUAAAAAAAAAUGAAACUUUGGCUGAUUUUUCCUUCAGUGUCCAUUUCUAAGAAUGGACACAGACUUGUGGCCCCCAUAUAUGCACACCAGUCACCGAAAGGUCAAACAGAGUCUACCACAUCUCCUUCAAGAGGUCAUGAUAUACCCAGAGAUUAUCUUCCAGUCUUAAAUGUGCAACUUUCAGUUAGCAUUUGAGUUGAAUAAUGAAGGUAGAUCAACCCACUGUGAUAGCACAAGCAGAGGAAUAAGCCAUCGGUCCUGCAAUACUGUCAACUACUCACUGAGCUUUUGCCCACAUGUGCCAGCAAGGAAAGGACUGGUGAAAGGCACCAGCCCACACCAGCUCGUUCCAUAUAAGACCAGCACCACACAUUGUGAAACAAUCUAAGAACAUGAAUUCAUUGAGCAAGUAGACUUCACUGCCUACCACAAGUAUAACCUUCUCUCUUUUCGACAUCCCCAUUUGUUACUUUCUCAAUGAGGAGGGAAGACCAAGUCUCCUGGUGGGUUCUUCCCUUGCCAUUGGGCUUGUGUUUUGGGAACAGAUGCCCCAGAGAAGUUUUGCAAAUACCUUCAGAUUAAGAAUGCCUGUGACCCCUACUAUGUAUUUAAUUCAGUUCAAUUCAAUUCAUACUUUUAUGGAAUGUCCACUUCUCAUGCCUCCAGUCAAAUAUCUGUGGGCUUGAGUAGCUCCCUUCCCACCUAACCCAUGCUCUAUCACACCUGGAGGGCAGUGCUGUCAAUUGAGUAAUAAGAAGCAUGGCAAGAGGGGACCCGCAGUCUUUCUGCCAUUGAAUACAAAAACUGAAGAGAAGGACCUAGAAAGGAGGGAAUCCCUUCUCCGUGGGAGACAUUUAUUUUGUCAUUUUAAAAGGAUAUGGUUCUCUACCCUGAAAUUCCUCCUUCACACCCAAUAUUUUCAGAUGGACAUUUCUUGUAAAUUGUGUAGAUUGACCCAAUCAAUUGACCCUUGGGGUUUAUAAAUCCAGUAAGAUCCUUAAAUCCUAAAUGAAAUGGAAAUGGUCUAAUUUUCCUGAUAAUUAUAAAUAUUAAUGUUCUUUAUCUUAACUCAAAACAUCAUUCUUUGGGAAUCUCUACAUUCAGUCUGUCCCUAAAAAGUGGGUGACUUUAUCAGGCUUGGUACAGCCCUUUAUACCUUCAGGGUUCCUUGACCUCAGCAGCUGGGCCAAUGUGGGCUUAAGAGCCUCUGACCAACUGGUACCAGUGCCUUGCUUAUUCUGUAGUUCUGUCCUCCUGUCCCCCCAUGCCAUGGAGCCCUUCUUUAUUUCCUUCUUACCUUUGUGUGAAAAACUCCCAGUGUACCUAGAGUGACCCUAUGUAAACCUACGAUAUUGCUCCCUGCAUCUUUCCACCUUCAAAAUUUACCUGGGUCCUUUUCUUGGUCAUAAACCAUUAAGUGCUCAUUUGUUCCUCCUUUUAGGGGGACCAGAUUAAUCUAGGUGCCCCCUAAUCUAGGUUUGGGGAAUCUAGAAGAUUCUUAGGUCUCUCACAUAUAUGUACAUGCCUGCCCUCCCUGUCAGCAAACCUAUGGCACCCAUGCAGGAAGGGGAUGUUCCCCUCCCCCUCUCCACUGGACCUGAGGAUAUUUCUCACAUCACCUGCCCUUCUGCCUAACUGCCCAAUGGGAGUGCUUCCUCCCUCCCCUGUCUGGGGUAAAGGGGAAGCUCACAUGUGGUGUGAGAAGGCAUUUGGGCACUUGGUCUCUAAAAGGUUCACCAUCACUGUCCUAGAGCAUCUCACCUUUGUCUCCACUCAAUUUGUUGGGAACUAAAAGUCCAGAAUAAUCUUGGCCAGGUGGGUUAGUUGUAGCAAUAGAAAAGAAUUCCACUUAAUCUCUAGGCAGUUUUGAGGAUUUUUUACACUUUUCAAGUCAUAUCCUGAAUGAGUAGAGGAGACCUGGGGACCACAUGGGGCUUCAGUCCUGUCCUCCUCCCUCACCUUGUUCCAGAUGUCUCAUCUCCAUCAGUGACUUGGAUGUGAAUCCAGGUUGGACAUCAGAAAUAAAAGAAGAAUUUGAAAUAC